Molecule: messenger RNA, 1572 nt
Organism: Paramecium tetraurelia
Lineage: Eukaryota; Ciliophora; Oligohymenophorea; Peniculida; Parameciidae
Exons: 9
Biological process (GO): protein dephosphorylation
Molecular function (GO): protein serine/threonine phosphatase activity
Source: RefSeq, a predicted model, not a curated record
AUGAACCCAGUAAGAGUGUUUCCUAUAAAAUUUAAUGAGUCACAAUAAUAAUCAAACAAUCAAUAAUCAAGUGCAAGUUCUCCAAUGCUAAAGAAAAAAUAAGGAUAAUAACAGCCAUCAGAAAGAUCAAAUGUAAUAAAUAUGUCUCCCGUGAUAAAUGGGCAAUAACAAAAUAAGAGUAAAAUGCAACUGAAGAGAUAUUAAACUAUAAGCAAUGGAAUAUAAGAUGAUAAAGUGAAAAUAAUCCAACAAUAAAGAUUAUCUUAAGGACAGCCUAUUAGUUAUUCUCCAAAGAAAAGAGUGAUAAGUUCAAAUUAUUAAGAAGUACCAUCUCCUACAAAAUUACCAAAUUUAAAAAAAGCAGAGAAUACAUCAAGUUAGGAUAUUUUAUAAAAAAUCGAUUUAGGAUUAGCCCAAAAAAGAAGUAAAAGAACAGAUGCCAGCAAUGAAGUAACUCCAUCGAGCAGAGCAUAAAUAAUCAAAUUACUUUAAGAUACUUCACCUAAACAGAAAGUUAAUAACUCAAGAGCAAAAGUGGAAUCUCAAACGAUUGAGUAGGACACAAGCAUAAAACCAAGGAUGCCUUAAUAAAUGGUUAUGUUACAUGGAAGAUCAACGAGUUAGGCAACAUUAGUAAAUAAUCAAACUAAUGAAUAAGAAAUGCAAGAUUAUGUUUAAUUGUUCUUUUCAAAGUCUCAAGCUGGGUAAAAUGGAAAUGGCUAAACAAAAACCAAUUAAGAUAGUGUUAUAAUUACAAAUAAUUUAGGGGGAAUCAAAAACAGGUAUAUUUUCUCAGUUUGUGAUGGGCAUGGUGUCUAUGGUCAUUAUGUUUCUUAAUUAAUUAAAACCUUUAUAGGGAAAUAAGAAUAAGAUAUAAGUGAAGUUUUGAAUUCAAGUUUUAGUAAAAUGACAAAGGAUUUGUAGAACUCUGGAAUUGAUAUUACAUUUAGCGGAACAACUUGUUCAUUGGUCUUCCUUUCCGGACCUCAUUUGUGGUGUGCAAAUAUUGGCGAUUCAAGAUCUAUCUUUAUUGAAUAACAAAAUUUCAAUAAAUGGCAUCUAGUAGAACUAUCCAAUGAUCAUAAACCUGAUUUACCUUCUGAGUUUAAGAGAAUUAUUUCAAAUAGAGGAAGAGUUGAACCUUAUAUGACAGAAACAGGAGAGAAAAUAGGACCAGCAAGAGUUUGGUUAUAACACGAACAAAUUCCAGGUUUAGCUAUGAGUAGAUCAUUUGGGGAUCAUGUUGCUUCAACGGUAGGAGUGAGUUCAGAACCUGAGAUUAUUCAUCACAAAAUGGAUGCCAAUUGUGCAUUUCUAGUAGUAGCGAGUGAUGGAGUGUGGGAGUUCUUUUCAAAUGAAGAGAUCUAAAAAAUCGUAAUUUCUUAUUGGAGUCCAAACAUGACAGCUAAAAAGAUAGAUGAGAUUUGUGAUAUCAUUGUUAGAGAAUCAACUAAAAGAUGGUAAGAAGAAGAUGAAGUUAUCGAUGACAUAUCUAUUGUUAUUGCUUAUCUCCAUAGAUAAUGAAAUUAUCUAUUCAUGUAAUGCACAUCAAUUUUUUCUUUAUUUUAAAUU